AUGUUCGCAGCCGUCGUCUCUCCCCUCGGGCUGCUGCUGUCUCUGUCCCUGUUUCUGGCCGUCGACGGAUUGCUGCAAUGCCCUGACCCUCCCGGAUGGCAGGUGCUUGCGGAAGGUGGUGGCACGGGCAAUAGAUGGAAGAUUCCCGGUGAUUUGACCCUGAUCCGGACGCCGCUGAAGAAGGAGGACGGAUCGGCCAAUGGAACCUGGACUCACAUCGCCUUCAACUUCACCGUCACGAGCGCCUUCGACAGCGAGAUCAUGCCAUGCCACGGCGAGACGAUAACCGAGACCCCCGGUAACCAGACGGACAGCAACCCGGGCGAGGGAUAUAUCCACGGCACGUGCGACUACGCCGGGACCGUCAUGGGUGCCGUGGAUACGGCAUUCGAGUACAAUCUGGACUACCGGGUUGCCGACAUGUACAUCUACCAGGAUUUCACCUGCAACAGAACCGCAAAGGGCCGGCCUUGGCGCGUCCACGCCGACUGCGUGAACAAGACAAUCGACAUAUACUGCGACGACGAUGGCGUGACCUGCGGCUCUCCGUACCCGUUCGACUUCGGGGUGUACUACGUGCCGCUGUUCCCGCCGCCGCCGCUGACCAACUGCUCAGCGGGCGCGCUGGCGGGCGACGUGCCCUUCAUCGUGCGCAACAUCAGCUACAACUCGGUGCAGAGCUCCGAGAUGGCGCCCGUGCUGGGUGCCGCGUACGUCGACCUGAGCAUGCCGCUGAUCGACUUCACCAUGCGCUGCCUGCCAUCGGGCGACGAGAUGGCCUGGACCUACAACGGCACCAGCGACACGUGGUACGACUGCAAGGCAGACUUCACAAACCCCCCGGACAUGCCCAACACGUGGAUCAAGUUCAACCACACCACCUUUGAGGUCACCCUUGUGCAGGAGUUCAAGUGCGAAGAUGGCGACAAGCCACAAUACGUAACCGCCCGCGGUGCGGCCCUGAUCCCCCGCGAGUGCGCCAUCACGUACGACGGGCAGGACUGCUGGAGCACCGAGGUGGCGACCAUCCGGGCGACCGACGUGACGUCGAGCGACACGCAGCCGGCGGCCGACGCGCUGCCCCCCAUGCUCUUCUCGCACGCCGGCGCCGGCGCCUCCGUUGCGGCCGCCUCGGACCGCGACGCUGCGACGCAGAGGCUGGUGCUGGAUAUGCUUGUUGGCAAGGGUGUCCUGAGUAAGGAGAACGUGAGGCCUGAUCGGUUGCCGGCUAUGCUGGGGGAUCCGAUUUGA
Messenger RNA from Phialemonium atrogriseum, 1251 nucleotides. RefSeq lists its product as uncharacterized. The transcript has 3 exons. NCBI's taxonomy places the organism in Eukaryota, Fungi, Ascomycota, Sordariomycetes, Cephalothecales, Cephalothecaceae. Bases 1 to 1251 code for a protein of 416 amino acids. The record is from RefSeq and is a predicted model, not a curated record.